UUCGAACGCGCGGCUCAAUUCUGCCAACUCACAUCCCCCGGGUCUGUUCGUUUUUUAAUCGCCCGCGCUCUCCGCGCGCCCCGCGCCCACGCCUAACGCUAAAUAUGGCCAUUCAAUUUCGCGAGCUUCUUUUCCCCCCUCGCUCGACGACGACGACGAGGAGCCGCGCGCACGUCGUUUUCCUUUACGACGCCGCGCAUGUAAUUAUCCGGAUCUCACUUUAAUUCAUACGUAUUUCAAUUAUCUACGAUCAGCAUACAGUUGUACGCAGGGACGACUGGAAAAGCAAGUUAAACCGACACGUGGUUUCGCGCAAUUUUCCGUGCAGCUUUGAGUUCACCAGUGCAGGAAUAGAAAACAAGCCUUUGGUUCCCCUGCACUUUUCCUCCCGGCGCCUAAAGAAACUCGACUCGGGUCCACUCGACGGUUGACCCGGUCGGCCUUUCAAAAGAUAAUCGUCGCACACUUCCGGUCAAAUGAUCUCCAGAUUGAAGAAAAGAUGACCAAAUUGGACGCGGAUGUUCACCCGAGUCUGUCGAAAACGGUGACGGAGAGUUUGCGACGGAGGAACGUGGUCACAGUCGUUGAUUUUGUCUCGGCGGAUCCGAUUAAACUGGCGAGUUUCACCGGUCUUACGCACACGGAUAUACUGCAAAUAACGCAACACAUACUGAAGAAAUUUGGUGGUACAAAGAGGAACGCAAAGCAGCAGCUCACGCUGGAACGCAGCAACGUAAUUUCGACCAACGUAACGAGUUUGGACGAAUUGCUGAAGGGUGGCCUGUACCCGGGACAGCUGUGCGAGUUUUGCGGACCCACAGCCUCCGGGAAGACUCAACUAUGUUUGACGGUGGCAGCUAACGUCGCUGGUCGCUCGGGCGUCGUAUGGUAUUUCGAUACGAAGAAAGAUUUCUCUAGAAUGCGAUACGAACAGAUCAUGAAGGCUAGAAAUUACACGCCAAAGGUCAUAGAAGAUGCACUGCGCGGUACGAAGAUUUGUCAAGCGCGUUCCUCCCAUGAAUUGAUACGUGCCCUGCGACAAUUGGUAACUCUUUGCAAACGGGAGCCGGGUGAUGCGUCUUUCGAAGAGAAAAAGACCCUUCUCGUGAUCAUCGAUUCCUUACCGGCAGUUAUCUUCAAGGUAACGCGAAACGCGUCAUACGGUGAUAACGAGACGACUUACGAGCUCGACGAUUUGGCCGAGGUAUGUCGAUUCCUCACGAGGGAGUGCCAGGCAGUCGUAAUUACUGUGAAUUCGAUCACCCGGUGGGACUCACCGGGGCAAACAAACACCGCAGAUAUAACACCGGCGUUGGGAAAAUAUUGGGCGAGGAUACCAGCCACGAGGUUGCUGAUAUCGAGGCGAUAUGGUGAAACACGUACGAUUAAAGUUUGGAAGGAUCUGAAAUUAAUCGAGAACUCGUUCUGCACUGUAACUCGAGUGCAGCGAGUAAACAAACCUGACGAUCUCGAGGAGUUUUAUUUGAUUCCUCACGGGAAACGCGAGGACUUGGUCGUCAAUUCUAAUUGAUCUUUUCGAACGAUUCUUU
Messenger RNA from Vollenhovia emeryi, 1550 nucleotides. It is a transcript of the gene Rad51D, whose product is annotated as DNA repair protein RAD51 homolog 4. Bases 500 to 1531 code for a protein of 343 amino acids. The transcript is spliced from 8 exons. The record is from RefSeq and is a predicted model, not a curated record. Gene Ontology annotation, molecular function: four-way junction DNA binding; ATP-dependent DNA damage sensor activity; ATP binding. Lineage: Eukaryota; Metazoa; Arthropoda; Insecta; Hymenoptera; Formicidae. Gene Ontology annotation, cellular component: Rad51B-Rad51C-Rad51D-XRCC2 complex; centrosome; replication fork. Gene Ontology annotation, biological process: telomere maintenance; reciprocal meiotic recombination; DNA strand invasion.